AUUCGAGUCUUUCCGUAAUCUCGUACUGCUGGAAUUUUAAAUCUGUCCCUGAGCUCGGUCAUUGGUGACGGAAGGCGGGGGCAAUCGUUGAAUGAAGGUUAUUUUCUGUGUUGACACGGUGGUCCUGAAAGCCCUCGGCGGAGAGAUCCACAUAUUCCAAUGUAACAUUAAACCAAUGAAAGAGGAGGAGUCGACACUCAUUUGUUUACAGAUUAGUCUACACGAUGUGGACCGCGGAGACGAGAUCGAGUUGAGGUUGGCGAGCAGCAGACGUUUUCACAGGUUGAUGUACAUUUUGCACGGAGCAGGAAAGCAAAAGUGAAAUAUUUUCUGGCGUCAUAAUUUCCCCUGGAAAUAGGCUACGGGGAAAUCUGCUGUAUACCAUGAUAAAUAAAUAAGACCUGCCUGUCCUUUCACUAUACAACCGAUUUUAUAGCCGCACUUCGGAUACUGAAGUUGGUGCUGUGACUUCGCUUUGCCUAUCAUUCUUGGAAGAGCAAAGCUGAAAGAAUCCUUUUUUUUGAUUUUUUAUAUAUAUAUAUAUAUAUAUAUAUAUAUAUAUAUAUAUAUAUACAAUCCUUGUCAAUCAAUAGGCUACUGUCGCUGUCUGAUGCAUGAGCGAUGCUCCCAGAACACAACAGUAACCCCUCUACUGGACAGGAUAAAAUGGGGGUCAACGGGAUAGGAGAAAAUCAGACUGAAGAGGAAGCAUCGAGCCGCGAGCCGCCGACUGAAAACUGUGAUGAGGCACCUGCAGACUCUGAAAUGGAGCAGAAAGGUGGUUCUCCCCAAGACCAGGAGAACCAGCAAGCACAGAAGGAGGACCAGGGACAGGACCUGGGAGAUAGCGAAUGCAAGAUCCCACAUGAGGACACUACUAUCCAGCUCAUCGAGGCUGGAUGUCUCGAUAGUAAGCCCGGUGUAUCCCCGGAUUUCCAGUCUCAGUCCCCGGCACCGAUGCCAGGGCAGAGCACCGGGUUCGUCCCACCCGAAGGCGGGUUCGGCUGGUUAGUCGUUUUCGCUGCUACCUGGUGUAAUGGAUCCAUCUUCGGGAUACAGAACUCCUUCGGUAUCCUCCACAUGAUGCUGGUGAUUGACCACGCAGACCCCAAUGACCAAACGUCGCAGUUUAAAGUAGCCUGGGUGGGGGCUCUGGCGAUGGGCAUGAUCUUCUUCUGUUCCCCGGUGGUCUCCAUGUUCACCGAUCACUUCGGCUGCAUGAAGACAGCUGUGGGCGGGGCCACCAUGGCCUUCAUCGGACUCCUCAGCACCGCCUUCGCAACGUCUCUCAGCCUGCGGUAUUUCACCUAUGGGAUCCUGUUUGGCUGUGGCUCGUCCUUUGCCUUCCAGCCCUCCCUGGUGAUCCUGGGCCACUACUUCCGGCGGCGGCUGGGCCUGGCCAACGGCGUGGUGACGGCUGGCAGCAGCCUGUUCUCCAUGGGCCUCCCGGUGCUGCUCACCAAGGUGGUGGAGCCGCUGGGCCUCAGCAGAACCUUCCAGAUCCUGAGCCUCUUCAUGCUGGUCCAGGCCCUGCUGGCCCUGACCUUCAGACCCCUGCUGCCCCAGGGAGCUCCAAUAGGACCACCAGGACCAGGGGGCCCUGUCGGGUCCGCACCCCAGCCAGGAGCCACUGCCCGGGGAAGCCGCUGGAGCAGGACCCUGACCCAGGUCCGGAAGGCCUUUAACCUGAAGGUGUUCCACAUCGUUACCUACCGGGUGUGGGCGUUCGGGGUGGCUACGGCCGUGCUGGGUUACUUUGUGCCCUACAUCCACUUGAUGAACUUUGUGAAGGAGCAGUUCAAGGAGACCCAGAAGGACUGGAUCUUGUUGGUGUGUAUAGGAGCCUCAUCUGGAGUGGGACGCCUCCUCUUCGGGAAAGUAGGAGACCUCAUUCCCGGAGCCAAGAAGAUCUGGAUGCAGUCGGUGUCGUUCAUGGUGCUGGGGCUGAUGUCCAUGAUGAUCCCCCAGUGCACGGUGUUCGAGGGGCUGAUCGUGGUGUGUGUGUUCCUGGGGCUGUGUGACGGCUGCUUCAUCACCAUCAUGGCUCCUAUAGCCUUCGAGCUGGUGGGCCCCAUGCAGGCCUCCCAGGCUAUAGGAUACCUACUGGGACUCAUGGCCCUGCCCAUGACCGCAGGACCCCCCAUCGCUGGACUCCUGCGUGACUACUGUGGUGAUUACAACAUGGCCUUCUACCUGGCAGGGUGCCCUCCCAUCGUGGGGGGCAUGGUGCUGUUCUUUGUGCCCCUGAUACACCGGCGGCAGCAGAGAGCCUUUGAGGGCCAGGGUGGGGGGCCGGAGGACCCCAGCACAGGUCACAUGCUGCCCCCGGCAGGGGGCCCCAAGGCCUGCUCUAACGGAGACAUGCUGCCUGGAUACACCGACGUGGAGACACACAUCUGAGUAGCACUACACAAAGGGAUUCUAUUCACCAGCACUUGAGAUCUGUCCGUCCCUGCACCUCCUCCUUUCCCCUGACCCCUGACCCCCGGCCCCUAACCACGGACUACCUGCUGAUGUACCUCUCAACCUCUGACACAGUUUCUAUAGGAAGCCCCCUCCUGUCUAUAGGAACCCCCCUCCUCUCCGAACGCCAUUAGUUCCUUAUAGUGGUCCCUGUGGUCUAAGGAGAGAGGGGAAGAAGGAGGAACACAUCGCUGACCAACCUCCUUGAACAAAGAGGGAGACGAUUGGCAUCAUCAUAGGACCUGGGCGUCACACAAUCCAAAACAGUGUUCUCUUUCCCUAUGGCUUUAAGCUCAUCUAAAAUGGUUUUAGGCUUAAAAACGUGAAUGCACACUAAGUGUGUACCAUAUAGAGCUGGCCGCCUGAAAAAAAGUAUUUUUUAAAUCCUGUAGCGUCUGGAAUCAGAGUAUGUAAAUUAUUUAAUAUGCUUCAGUAGGUUUUUAAAUGACAAAUUAUUCAGAAAGAUAAACAGUAAUAGAGUAAUUGAAUGGAGUACGUUGUUCUUCUCUGUCUAGACCACAAGCAUCUCACACUUUAUUUCAUGUCAUAUGUUCCUUCUGUCUGUAGGUGUUUCAUUAGAUAGGUCUAGGGCAUAAAAUAGGACAUUUGAAAGAUUUCAGUUAUAAUGACAACUUAUUGCAGUUACAUUUUACAAGUCUAAAUUUAUUUUGUUUAUGAUUGAUCAAGGAAGAACACAUACUGUAUCAGUUUUGUAUUAUACUAUAGGUCUCCAUGGUGAUUCCCCCUUGGAAAAGCCACUAAAAUGAAAUCACCUCAACCACAUACGUACUUAUGCAGUUUUUCCAUAUGUAACCCGUGCCACGGUGGUGCUACGGAUCGAGAGCGCCAGACCAGACAGAACAGAUGAUUUACCAGCUUCAGACUUUGUAGUCUUAAAUCUAUUUUUGUAACAGUUACAUUUCUAAGUCUUUAAGUCAAUCAGAUCUUUUUCAUACACAAUUUUAAUUGAAAGUAAAUACAUCUCUCUGAGAUGUUUUGCCAAUAUUUUCUUUACUCUGCAGAUUUGUUUUUAUUGUUUUAAGUUUCUAAACGUUUUUUAUUUGUUUUUACCGUCUGUUUCUUACAAUGGCAUUGUGAUCUUGUUAUUCCCAUGGGGUUGAAUCCUAACUUCCACUUUGAGACUGUGAAAAUUCAACUUAAGUGAAAUGUUGACUUAUUAAGUUAGGAUUCACCCCAUUGUCAGUCAAGAAUUGAGCCAUAGGUCUCGACGGUCCGUUGUCUGAAAUCUAGUGAUGCUAAUAAUUAUAAUUAAUUAUCCACUGAUAUACAGUAGUUGAGAAAUAAGACUGGUAGUUUAUUAGAAAGAAAAAUUACCUUUAGUCUGCCAGGUUUUUUUGUAAACAAUCAAAAUCUACAUUAAGGGCAUUGAGCUUAAUUGUGAAUCGAAAGGCCAUAGUUUUUGCUGUGUGUGUGUGGAUUUGUGUUUGUGUGUGUGUGUGUUAGUUUGGGCAUUGAUCCACAGACCACAGAAUGAUUGCCAUUACAUGCAUGCACUCAUUGGCUAGAUCCUUUUUUCAGCCUGAUCCCCAUUGGUCCACAUCAAACUGAUGACUCUUUGUUGAUGAGUUUGCUGCUUCUUAUCUUCAGAUGACAUACUGGUUGUUGGGGUCAUACGUCGUCACGGUAAUAACCAGAUACUGCCUCAUGGAGAUUUUCACUCUAGUAGAGAAAUUCAUUAAAUUGCAGUUGCUGUUACGGUUCGUAAAUGUUAAACAGACCACUUACCUCCUUGAGAUUACAUUUUCCGCACGACAGAAAGGUUGAAUAGUCCACCACUUUUGACCAGAGCCCUAUGGUCACUGGUCAAAAGUACCGCACUAUUAAGGGAAUAGGGUGCCAUUUGGGACACAGUCUAGGCCUAAUGGAGGACAGAGAGGGAAACCGAGAGAGGACAAAGACGUCAACACCUCAGUAAUCUAGUUAAAUAUGUUGGCGUUCUUCAAAUCAUGACAUCAUACUUCCAAGUGAAAUGAAAUGGUUGCUAUUUUUUUUUCUACAGCUGUUAGCUUCAGCGCCACAGUGCUGCACAUACCGCCAAAAACAUCCAAAAAACCUAUUCUCAAUCUACAAUACUUCACUCCAAUUAUUAAUACUCGUUAGUACUUAUGUGUGUGUGUGUCUGUCUGUGCGUUCACUGUUUGUGUUUCUGUGUGAGUUCGCUGUGUCUGUGUGUGUGUCAGUGUGUGGGUGUGCACUCAGAUUUAUGAGAUUUACCUUCCCUCUCCCCCAUCUGGCCAUACUUUUUAAACUCUUUAUUUUUCCUUCCUGCUGCUCUAAAUGUCAUUCCCUCUGACAGUUCAGUCCCAGUCAUAUAAUAUAGCUAUUAUCACUAUGGUCCCAGCCUCCAUUAAGGCUGCAUACUGAGUGGACUAGGGUCACCCGGUUAUCUCUACUCUUACUGUUACCUCAUUAAGUUCCUCCGUCUCUUCUCUCUUCUGUUGAGCUCACCGCCAUGCUGCUCCUAUAUCUCCUAUAGUUGGUCUGAAAGCCUGCUAGCUCACCAUGCAUUAUCAUCCUUAGGCUAUAGAGGAAAAGAGGAAACCUUGUUUGAUCAAGCAAGCUGUAAUACAACAUGUACUUUUUGAUCAUUCAUUUUGAUCAUUCUCCUAUAGUUGGUCAGAGAGCUUGCUGUCUCUAGCCUGGUUAAACCAGAUUGAACCAUUUGUGAGUGCAGCAUUCAGUCUGGUCCACCAGGCUAUGCUGCUGGCUCACCAAACAUUGUUAUCUGUAUACUGUAGAUGCAGAGUAAACUGUGCUGUUUGCCAUCUGUAAGCAAACACUACAAGACUUUUGAUCAUUCUCGUUUAGUUUGGCAGUUGUCAUUGUUCUGUUUGUGUUUUGAUGACAUAGGCUAUUGAAAUAUUAGAUUUUUAACUACUGAGAUGGAAAGGAGAGGUUCAUGACUGAUAGUGAAACAUGCAGCCUUCAUGGUGUUGUUUGCUAGUCAAAGUCCUGUUGUCUAUGCAGCCUUGGUGGCCCACCGGGGACAGUGGUUUCUGAGUGGGCAGUAGUGCAGAUUGCACCCUAAAUCUCUAGGUCCUGUACCAGUUCAAGGACCGGUCACAUGUUACAUAGGCUUACAUGAGAGUACAAUCUCAUCAUAAAUCUACAUAUUUACACAGCUUAAAUAACUACUUUUUGUUUAUUUGAUGUUUCCUAAUAUUGUUGGUAUUUUAUUUGUAUCUCGCCCCAUAGCAUUCUAAACCAGUGAUCUUUUGGGAGUUUUCUCCCAUUUUUCUUUUGUCAAGAUGCAUUUUUUUUGUCCAAUCCACCCCAGUGUGUGUUCGACAGGGCUGUUAGAUAAGGUCAGAUACAGUCUUCUUUCUGUUACAUCCUUGGUCUGGUGUACACCAUGCCUCUGUUACAUCCUUGGUCUGGUGUACACCAUGCCUCUGUUACAUCCUUGGUCUGGUGGACUACUUUUGACCAGAGCCUUAUGGACCCUGGUCAAAAAAAGCACACUAUAUAGGGAAUAGGGUACCAUUUGGGAUGUAUCCCAUGUCUGUAUACUUCUGACCCCACCUGUCUACCUUACCUACAGUCUCUUCUAUAGCUUUUGCUGUAUCACCCAUAGACUGUACACCACCCUGACUGUAUCACCUGUAGACUGGUCAUCACCCUGACUGUAUCACCCAUAGACUGUACACCACCCUGACUGUAUCACCCGUAUAUUGGUCAUCACCCUGACUGUAUCACCCAUAUAAUGUACAUCACCCUGACUGUAUCACCCGUAGAUUGGUCAUCACCCUGACUGUAUCACUCGUAGACUGACUGUGCAUCCCCCUGACUGUAUCACCCAUAGACUACAUCACCCUGACUGUAUCACCCGUAGACUGUACAUCACCCUGACUGUGCUGCUCUUGUUUAAUCUUUUAACUCAUCUCUCCCUCUUAUCUUUUGUGCAAUGUUUCUGCUGUUAUUUUCAUCACAAUUCUCACCUCAGAUUUUCUACCAACUGUCACCAAUCUUUUCCUGAACCUCAACUUUUCAGAUAUAUAUUUUUCGUUGUAUUUUUUCAAGAAAUGUUAUAACAAUAGGAAUCACAAUAUUUGAAAUGAAGACUUAUGCUGCUAGAUAAAUGUAAUUUUUUUGGUGACGUUAUUUUGGAUCUGUAGUAAAACACAAUUUGUUAUCGUUUUCUAUUAAACCAACAAUAAAUGUUUAAUAUGA
This is a messenger RNA of Coregonus clupeaformis (lake whitefish), 6654 nucleotides long. RefSeq names its product monocarboxylate transporter 8. The record is from RefSeq and is a predicted model, not a curated record. The coding region runs from base 622 to 2400 and encodes 592 amino acids. NCBI's taxonomy places the organism in Eukaryota, Metazoa, Chordata, Actinopteri, Salmoniformes, Salmonidae. Gene Ontology annotation, molecular function: monocarboxylic acid transmembrane transporter activity; thyroid hormone transmembrane transporter activity. Gene Ontology annotation, biological process: transmembrane transport. The transcript is spliced from 8 exons.